CUUCUUCACCCAAUUCGCCAGAGCGCGCAGCAAACAACAAAACACAAACUGCCCAAAACCGCGUAUCAACUGCAGUUAAAAAUCGUUAUCAUUCGACUUUCGCCGAUUAACUCCACCAUGGGGCCCACAACAAGAUCAAACGGCAAACGCCCGCGUUCAGUGCAAAAAUACGAAGAUUUUAAGCAAACUCCAGUGGCCCAACCGUUUAGAGGUCCCCUCAAACGAGCUACAUGCCAAUCAGAGGGACCUCUAAACAUUAGGCGAAGACGACGGCACAGGGGAGACAUCGAUAAACCAGCGGCCAAAGCAACGCUGCAAAAUGUUUGUAAACAGCCUCGCGGCCGCCAGGUGGCGCUCUCGGUCGAGCAUUGCCAGGUCGAAAAAUCCACCGAAUGCUGCCCUGCAUUGUGAACGCCAUUUUUAUUGCACGAAAGAAAGCCAGAGUUUUCAAGCAAAAUCGCGAGUAAUUAACGUGUGAUAAUUGUGAAAAGCCAGCGCGAAUAUGCUUUAAUCGAGGAUCAAGUGUUUCGGGGUGCCAGCACAGCGAGCGGCGCUAAGAAUAAGCCGUUUUUGGAAAGUUGAAGGAGGUCCUUGAUAAUGGAGCAAUAUAUAGUGCCCCUAGAGGAGCCCGUCUACUCGGAUUUGCAGGUAGUGCAAGUGCCUCAAGAUGAGGUGGGGUCGUUGGUUCUGCAGGACGACCAGCAGUUGGUGUUCAACGACCAGCAGCAAGUUGUCUACCAAACGGCAGCUCCUGCUCAAUAUCAACAGCCCCAGCAGUCGGCUGCACCCACAUACCACAUCAUCGGAGGCGAUGAUCUCGCCCAGCAGCAGCAGCACCAACAGCAGCAGCAGCAGCAACAACAGCAGCAGCAGCAACAGCAAGUUGUAAUGCACCACCAGCAACAUCAAGUGCAGCAGGUUCACUACCAGCAACAGGACGCACAGCAGCAGCAACAACAGCAGCAGCAAUUGCAUCUGGAGCAACAGCAACAGCAGCAAUAUGUGCAGCACCAGCAGCAACAACCCGCCAUUCAGCACACGCAGCAGAUUUACUACACUUCUGAGCAAGUUUUGCAACCAAACGCCAUUGUUCAACAUAUGCAACAGCAAAAGAAACAGCAGCAAGUGAUGCAGCAGCAGCAGCAACAACAACAACAACAACAACAGCAGCAACAGCAGUAUCAGCAACAUGCCCCCGCCUAUCAAGUCCAAGCUGCUCCUCAAGGGCAAGCCCAAUUGCUGCAAAGCCCACAGCAGCAGCAUCAGCAAGCGCAGCAGCCACAAACGCUGCAGUUGCAGACAUCGCCGGCCCAGCAGCAACCGCAGCAGCACCAGCAGAUUGUCUAUCGCAUGACCACCACCCAGCAGCCACAAAGACCCAUAGGGAUGCUGAACAAUACGCACGUGAUUGUGCAGCAGCAACCUGUGUUAAUCCAGGCCCAACAGCAUCAGGAACUGAUUAUGCGCCAGACGGCCAUUCAUCCGUACAACAAUCGCGUCGUCUAUGCCACUUCUCCACAACAGCAGCAGCAACAACAGCACGUCAUCCAGCAGCACGUACAGCAGCAGCAAGUGCAGCAGCAACAAGUCCAGCAGCAACAGCAGAUGCAACUGCAGGCCACGGGCCAAACAGCCCACUUGGUUCAGGCUCGUGUUGUGCCCCAGCAAACCCAAAACGUUGUCUACCAGCAGUUGCAAGUGCAAAAAGUUCAGCAACAGCAACAGGCGCCACAACAGCAGCAGCAGCCGCAGUUGGUGGCUCAACAGCAACCGCAACUAGUGACCACCUCUGCGUCAGGAGGAACCCAACUUGUCAGAGCCGCGUUCAGGAAAUCUCCGCGCGGAGGAGCUGUUGUGAGCAGACCAGGAGCGCUAAUCACCACUAGGCCCACGCUUACGCCCACAAUAGUGCGGCAAGUUCGCCCGCGAGGAGGAGCUGUGGGCUCAGUGCCCGGUGGAUUGGUUAGGAACAUGCGUCCUGCCGGCUUGCGACCCACUCGAGCUCCAUUGAUGGUGCAGACCAGUGGCAGCGACGGUCAGACAAUGCAAAUUGUGACUCAGGCCCAGAUGAAACAGAUCACCAUCAGCACGAAUCUCGGCCAGCCGCAGCAGCAGCCACAACAACAGCAGUUGCAACAGCAGCAGCCGCGUCACAUCUAUCGCACCCACAUGGUUACCGACGGAAAUCCCCAAGCGCAGCAGCCUCACCAGCAUAUGCUGAUGGUGCGGCAUUCACCCAUUCGUUAUAGAGCUCCUGUAACGUUGACCUCAGCUGUUUCGGCACCAGUUCCGGCACCGGCUCCUGCAGCAAAUCCCGCAGCUGGAGUGGUGCAAUCAAGCAACAUAGGCAUGGAUUUGGAGGAGCGGAUUCAGGCGGCAGUGCUGAAGAAGGAGCAACAGAAGCCUGCACCACCGACGCAAGCGGUGGCCCCCAACCAAUUGCAGUCCAUGCAAAUAGGAACGGGCACCACCCUCACCACCUACUAUCCUGGAGGAGCUGCCUCGCAAGAAGAGGAGCAACAGCAACAGCAGCAGCAGGUGGUGCAGAGUCAGGCGCAGGGAACACGUCCGGCCAGUGGAGCCAGCAUGACACUGGCGGAGUACAAGAAGAGGCAGACCCUGUCGGCCUCGCCGGCUCCUGUUGCGGCACCAAAUCCCGGCCUGGCACCCAUGAGAGCCAACAAUCCUGGAACCAUGGUUCGGCCAACGGCCAAAAUUACGCCCACGCAACCACCUACUGGAGCUUUGGCCCCGGGCACCAGAAUUAUGCAGCCUCAAAGGGCGAUACCAGCCGCAGUGGUGGCUCCACUUCCAGCGCCACCAGCGGCUACCCAGGGAUCAUCCGUGAUGAAGACCUCGCACAACAACUACGAGAUCCACUCGCAACAUGUGCUGAAUAACCGAGCCGGUCAGGAAAUUGCAGACCGCGAUAAGAACAGUGCCAAGAUGCUGGUGAUCCUGGCCAGCGGCGAGCAGCGUUUGAUCACCUUUACUCUGCCACGCGAGUCCUGCACGGUGCAGGAUCUCCUCGAGCAGGUGGGCGUGCCAUUCGACCAUACAACCUCCAUCCAAUGUGUCGAGCAUCGCGGUGCCAAUGUGGACUUUGUGGUCACCGUGGGCUUUACGGUGCAGGAGUCAACCAGCGAACUGAUUUCACGGGCGGAGGAGAGUCUUCAGAUGAACCGUUCGCAGGAUAAUCAAGCACCGGUAGCAGGAGCAUCCGCCAAUUCUGGUCCUGCCACCUCCAGUGCUUCGCCUGCCUACGCCCAAGCAAAUGCCGCAGCGGAGCAGGCAAAACGCGAAGCGGCCAGUUCGGCAAGUGGUAACACAUCAGUAGGGGCGGUAUCGUCUGCCGGCUCCACUGCAUCUGCUCCCUCGGAGGGCAGGAAGCUGAUCGAUGGCUUCCUGGCCGUCUGCCAGCUGUGUGGCUUCACUGGAAUGGAUCACGCACGCUGCGAACGUUGCAAACGCGUCUUCCCGGAGCCGCCGAAACGUAAAUCCUACAUGCCCAAGCCCAGUGCUUCAUCAUCGCCAGCUUCUUCGUCGUCCAGCGAGCCCGUGUCCGCAGCUGUGUCGGCGGCGGAGAAGAAACGAGAGCUGGCAGCAGCACGAUUUAGCAAGCAAAUCGGAGUGACCUACGGAUCGGGAGUGGGAGUUGGAGGACGGGGCCGAGGAUCCCUGGCCAUGCGGGGAGGAAGGGCCAGAGGAGGCCGUCGAGUGGCCGAAGUGGAUCCCGUGGUGCUGCUGAGCAGCGAGGACGAAGCUGAUGAAGGCGAAAGCAACUCUGAGACUGGAUAUCAAUCGUCAAACAAUUCCAAACUGAACACCAAUGGCAGUCUGCAUGAUCUUCCCGCCGCCUUCGCCUGCGAGCCAAAUCUGCCAGAGAUCGAUGAGGAACUUUUCUAUAAAGACUUUUCCCGCGGUGAUGUUACGGAUUUGUCGGAUAUAGCGGAACCGGAAAAGUUCUCCACAUCCCUGAGCUGCAGCUGCGUGCGUUUGGUGCCCUACAAAUUCGAGAUUACGGAGCCGGUCUGUUUCACCUCCAAGGGCGUCCGGCUUGCGGGCAUCCUCAAGGACAAGGACGAGAAGUUCGUGCUGCACAUACAUAAGCAGGAGGUCAUCAAGGUGAUAGCCCACUUUGGAAACGUCGAACCCGCGCGACCACUGGUCACGCUAUAUCUUCUCAAGACCUGCGCGCAAUAUGUCAAGAACCAGCUCCAGCUGCCCGACGAUCAGCCCCAUGAACAAAUCGGCUUCAAGACGCACAGCUAUCACACUCGCCGCCUUAUUCUGCUGUUCGAUAGCGUCUCCUUGUCCGCCCGCGAACUCAUUAAGUCGAUGUUCAGCUGCGUGGACGAGAUUUCCUCCACCGAUGCGGCCGAGAUUCUCGAGAGGAUCGCUGACUCCGAUCGCAAGACGCAGGACAAGAGUUCGCAACCAGCGCCUCGCCAGCUGAGAGCAGAUGAGCAGGUCAGUCUGCUCAUGUAUCCGCCGAAGGGAACCGGAAGCCUGUGCAUCCGCAUGGAGGACUACGUGUGCCUCACCAAGGAGUCCUAUCUCAACGAUAUCAUCAUUGAUUUUUACCUGCUCUGGCUGAGAAACACGCUGAUUCCUGAGCCUCAACGCGAGAGGACGCACAUCUUCAGCACAUUUUUUUACAAGAGAUUAACUACGCUAACACGCCCAGCGGACAUGAAACAAACGGCCGCUCAGAAGCGUCACGCCAGGGUGCAAAAGUGGACCAAAGUGGUCGAUAUAUUUGAUAAGGAUUUUAUUAUAGUUCCCAUCAACGAGCAGUCACAUUGGUUCCUAGCCAUAAUAUGCUUCCCCAACCUAAAAGGUCCAGUCACUUUCGACACAAACCAGCCCGUGGAACCGCAGCAUCUGAAACGUGCCAGGGGCAAGAAGGUAUCGCUUCAGAUUGGCAACACAACCAUAACCCCGCUAACGAAACGUGGAGAGGGUGGACAACUGCCUGCAGCUCUGACCGCCGACAACGUUUGCCGGAUAGCAGACGAUGAGAGCGAAAGAGACGAGGCGGAGGGCGAUGACAGCGACAUGGCCUCGGAAGACAGCGAAAACUCAAACUCGGCCAAGGAGCCCGUGGCCACGCCAACCUCCACGACUGCUAGCACCCCCAGUCAAUCCAAUUCACAGCCCACUCCCAGCGGUCCAGCGAGAAACAUUGCUUCCGACGAGGUGCCAGCCGUUAAACAACCGUUGAUCCUCAUCUUCGACUCACUGGCGGGCGCUUCGCGAAGUCGCGUUGUGGCCACAUUGCGGGAUUACCUCACAUGCGAGUACCGGGUGAAGAAGCCGGAUGCGCAGGCGCACGUCUUCAACAAGGACAACAUGCCGGGCCACUGCGUCAAGGUGCCGCAGCAGAACAACUUCACCGAUUGCGGCCUGUACCUCCUGCAGUAUGUGGAGCAGUUCUUCAGCGAGCCGAUCAGAGACUAUAGGCUGCCCAUCAAGCAGCUGACCAAUUGGUUCGACUUUCUCACUGUGACCAAGAAGCGCGAGGACAUUGCCAAUCUCAUCCAGCAGCUGAUGGACGAUGGCAACCAGCAACAGAGGCAGAUCCUGCCGGUGAUUGAGUUCCCCACGCUGAACGGGCAGUUGGUGGAGUAUCCCGAAGAUACGGAGAGCGCCGAGUUUGAGGAGGAGGAGGGUCACGACGACGAGGAUCCCACGAGCGAAAUGCACGAUGAGAACAAUGCCGGCACGGACAUGGAUGUGGAUCCCGUGAACGAAGAGCCAGCGCAGGGAGCGAAAACCGUCUCGUUGGCCACCGUGACCACCACGACGACGGCCACGACUGGCAAACGGUUCGUGCUAAAGCGGCGCCUGCAUAACGGCUCCAUAUCGAGUCCCAGCAACGGAAACGGAGAGGCCAGCAGCAAUGGAGGCCCACUGAUGAUGCCCCAGCUGGUAAGCACGGCAGCCGGGUCGGCGGGUGUAUCGGCCGGAGUUGCGCAUAUCACGCCACGUGGACCAAGCGGAAGUCUGAAGAUCCGCAAGAUCGAGCCGUAGCCCCAAGAGAUACUCGCUAUGCGAGCCCGCGAUCCGGAUGCACAUAUGCCCCACCUGCCUGCGCUGCUCCAGCUGCCACAGCUGCGGCACCACCUGUAAAUACGCAUUACACAUUACACUGGUUAUUAAUUCUAUGUAUCUAAAACUUUACCCCUUAAACUAAAUGAAACUACAUUAAAUUAAAACUAAAUAAAGACUACAUUCGUAUGUAUGCAAUACAAGCA
This is a messenger RNA of Drosophila elegans, 6257 nucleotides long. RefSeq lists its product as uncharacterized. The record is from RefSeq and is a predicted model, not a curated record. Gene Ontology annotation, molecular function: SUMO-specific endopeptidase activity. The coding region runs from base 598 to 6033 and encodes 1811 amino acids. The transcript has 9 exons. Gene Ontology annotation, cellular component: nucleus; cytoplasm. NCBI's taxonomy places the organism in Eukaryota, Metazoa, Arthropoda, Insecta, Diptera, Drosophilidae. Gene Ontology annotation, biological process: protein desumoylation.